CUUCUUGUCCUUGCUUCCACCAGAGGGCGCCCCUCUGUCCAAUAAUGAACACUUAUAUCUCACCUCCUGCUGCUUCUGGUCUAUUUCAUAUCUGUGCAGCUUUGCAAAAGCAUCUCAAAGGCUAAUCAUCAGACAGCAGCUGCCAGGCAGGUGUCAGGCUUCUCUUUUCUUUUUGGUUUGAUCUCUGUCUCUCUCCCUCUCUUUUAAUACAUUUCUUUUCAAAGGGUGGGCUUUGGCUUCCCUCUGGAACCAGCUCCUUAGAAGUGCAUCUGCCUGAGGAAUUCUGGGCUCAGGAGGAUUUGCUUUCUUCUUCUUCUUCUUUUUUUUUUUUUUUUUUUUUUUAAACAUCUCCUUUCUUAGGGUCUUAUUAAAAAUAAGAAAGGGGCUAAGAUGGAAAAGGAGAGCAGGACGCCUACCCGCUAUGGAUCAUUGGAGUCAACCAAGUGGACAGCUGCAGACCCAGCCAAAGAAGAAAUUGUUUCCAUGGCCGAUUCGACUACAACCGUGGAUGACAUAGAAGGGGAGCUCUUUAAAAUCGAGAGGAUAAGAGAGGUCCUGGUGAGAAGGGAAUCAGAGCUGAGAUACAUGAUGGAUGACAUUCAGCUUUGCAAAGAAAUCAGUCGGCUGAAAAAGGAGCUCCAGAAACUCAUUGCACUCCCAGAGAAAGAAAAGUCCAACGAGGAGAAGCAGAGGGAGGAGGAGCUGGUGCAGCAGAUACACAAGCUGGUGGAAACCCGGGAUUUCCUGGUGGAUGAUGUGGAAUUUGAAAGACUGAGGGAAAGAGAAGAAGACAAAGAAAUGACUGAAUUCCUGCAAACGAAGCUCUCCAAAAGCUGCCUCCAGAAAGCAACCCCUGUCAAAGAGAAGAUGAUGUCCAGAGGACAGCAAACCUCCACACCGUACAUGACCAAAACAGGCCUCACCCUGCUCAAGGAAUGCUGCGGUUUCACCUGUUCCAUUAUGUAGACUCAUUCCCUGGUCUCCUCUGCACGGGACAAGAUCAUGGCAGGCCUCCAGGCAGAGUCCGUGGCUCCUGACAGCUUCAACCUCCCUUCAUUGCUCAUGCUUCCCACAGACGGAAAGACAUUUCCAAGUGAGCCGGUGCAAGCUUGGACGUUGGCUUGUUUUCUUGAUGCCACUUAAGUGGGAGUCGCCUUCAUGACAUUAAAAACAAAUUCCAUCUGGUCUCAGCAUGGACGGGGCUUAUACAGCAGCAGAUCAGGUGCAAUUGAAGUGGGUUUGCUUCUUUUUCUUAACUGAACAGGAUCAAAAAAGACCUUGGAAAGUUUACAUUUGGUGACCGUCGGCCCCGCCCCUUCCCUCCCCACCCACCUGACAUGCUGUGAUGCUGCAGCUGGGUGUCAAGCACGCCCCUAGCUUCCUACCAUUUCGUGGCUCUUUUGCUCUAUGGGCUGCCUCCAAAGGACACGUUCUAGGAAAGCCUUGAUUGUAUACAUAUCUGCACUCUGCUUGGGCUGCAGAUUUGUCACAACAUCUUGUAUCAGAAGUCACAAAUCAGGCAUGGUCAUAUAAAAGUCACUGGUUUGGGACUGUGGAUAAAAAUUGCCAUGACAAAUGAGGAGGCGGGGUCCUGGGUGGAGUGUGAGCCCACCCCAUCUUUAUUCCUCAGUCAGUGGUGACUCCUGUCAUAGACUCAUAGGGUUGGAAGGGACCUCAGAAGGUCAUCUAGUCCAACCCCCUGCUCAAAGCAGGACCAAGCCCUAAUUUUUACCCCAGAUCCCUAAAUGGCCCCCUCAAGGAUUGAACUCACAACCCUGGGUUUAGCAGGCCAAUGCUCAAACCACUGAGCUAUCCCUCCCUGCCCCAUGGGGCUGGGCCUUGCCCCCACACUGCUACUUGGUACACGUGGUCUCAGUGUUGCUCAGGUUGGACUCGGCCACGCCUCCAUCAUGAUAAUGGAGGGGCAGCCAGGCCAAACCUGAGCAGUGCUGUGACCCAUGCGCCUGGUCACAAUGCCCCGAGCAGAGAGCCAGGCCCAGCCCCACGGGGCAGGAGCUGCUGCUGUGGGGUGAGUUUAUUAAAACCACAGACACAAAGAUAAGUCACGGACAAGGAAGAUCUUGGUAUCUGGGACAUUUUUCUCACCAUGCCAAACCUGUAGUCCUGGUUUUGGAUAAUGCUCUGAGAAAGGUCAGAGUUCAAGUCCAGGAGGGAUGUCCGUAUGGGUUUGAAUGAUAAUAUAAUAAUACCUAGCUUUUAUACAGAGCUUUUCCUUAGCAGCUCUCAGUGAUUUCCAAAGGAGGUCAGAACUAUUCGCCCCAUUUUAGGGGUGGGGAAACUGAGGCAGGAAGUGACUUUGCCAAGGACACCCAGCAGUAGAGCUGGGAAUAGAAACCAGGUGUCUGGACUCCCAGUGCACUGCUCUGUCUACUAUGCCACACCACUCACGUUCUCAACAGCUUACGUCCUGAGUACGGCCCUGCUGUGUUCAAACUGGGGUAGGGCAAACUAGUUUCAGACUCAGUGGAGCACUGUGGGUUCUGUCCCAACCGCAGUGUUACUGGGUCCGUGAUCCGGAGAGGAGAAAAGGUGACGGAGCAGAGAGGAAGGAGAGAAAAACAGGGCAAAGAGCAGAGUGAAAAACACAUAGAAAGUGACGGUGCGGAGAGAGGGAUGGGGAAAGGCACAGCAAGAAACUCCUACUGACAGCCUCGGUACAGUGGUUCAGCUGCUGCCCUCGGCUAUGCCAGCGCAGCCCUAUGGGAAUCAGUGGGGUGACUGAGAGGAGAAUAUUUGGCCUAGUUGUAGCACUCACUUGUGCCAGUCUAGCCUUGGGAUUCUUCUGCCUGGUAGCUGGCUGCCCUAUGGCUAGGAACCCGUGUUGAUUCUUUUCAUUGACUCACCCUUUGGACAAAGAAUUUAGAUGACCUGGAAACAUCAUCUGAGAGGGUCAGAAAGGCCAGAGCUGCACCGGGUUAAUCCAGGCCUCAUUUUAACCCUUCCUAUCCCACGCCAAUGUGCUGCCAUCACAGCCAGAGCCAUUAUUGCAGUAGCUCAGCAGGACAGAUGCCCUCCUCCUUUUCUGGCCACGUGUCCUGCAGGACUGGAGCUGCAUUGCUCUGUCCAUCACUGCUAGUGGAGGUUGAGGUCACUGCCAUUUGAGCUUCACUCAGAGCAUUUCUACCCUGCCUGUGUUCUGCCGUUCGUACUGGCAAAGGUUUUCUCUGACAGAUGUUUUGGAGCAUCCUCUCCCAUGCACACAGUGGCCUACGAGCUCUUUGCCUGACAGGCUGGCCCUGCAGCUCUGCAGCAAAGCCUUCCUGGCAAUGCACUGAAGCUCCUGUCUGCUUUUGCCUGGUGGCAUGUCUUACACUGAGCUGAUGUACCUGCGUGGUCACAUACUGCUUCAAGCCUCCAUGCAUUUCCUGCUCCAUGCACUUGGUGCCAUUUUUAUCCCAACUAUGCCCCGCCCAGACAGUAAUCCCCCCUCCAUCCCGUCCGGAACCAGCUCUGAGUCCCUUGCAUGUCAGUUAAUCAGUACUGCCAGAACACAGAGCGUAUCAGCCCUGCUUCCUCACCUUGCCAGCGGGCAGCCCGUUGGCUUUUCCGUCUUGAUUAUGUAACCCUUCUGCCCAUCAGAGUUGGCAGCAACAAGGGCGGGUUCAGUAUCUAGGGGUUCCAUUCCAAUAACGCAAUGCAAAAUUGGCUCAAGCCCCCAGCCAGUGACCUGGGACAAAUAUAUACUACCCCUGCUGGGCACCUCCAAGAGGCAAUACUUCCUCUCUCGCAAGCACAUAGUCUGAGUGUAGCAAAAAAGCCUUUUAAUAACAGAGAGAAACAAUGUGGCAUUAUGUUGGGAAAACACCACCAACAGGAUUCAUAACACAACCCAUGAGCAAAAUCCCACCCAAAGCAAAUUGGGGUAUGUCGUUUCCCUUUGGUUCUAGAGUACAGCAACCCAAAAAUCACCGAAAGUCCCAAACAUCCAACAACCCAAAAAUCUCUGUCCCUGGUCAGGGCAGCUCCAGAGUUCGAAAGUUUAUCUGCAGAAUUUUACCUCCCAACCUGGGUGGAGAUGGGGCGGGGGAGAG
This is a messenger RNA of Dermochelys coriacea (leatherback sea turtle), 4052 nucleotides long. RefSeq names its product bMERB domain-containing protein 1-like. The coding region runs from base 391 to 966 and encodes 191 amino acids. The record is from RefSeq and is a predicted model, not a curated record. Lineage: Eukaryota; Metazoa; Chordata; Testudines; Dermochelyidae. The transcript has 7 exons.